This is a messenger RNA of Prunus armeniaca (apricot), 321 nucleotides long. Lineage: Eukaryota; Viridiplantae; Streptophyta; Magnoliopsida; Rosales; Rosaceae. The record is from the annotation of a GenBank genome assembly.
AUGGAAGCAGAAGCAGAUGUUAUGAUUGUGGGAGCUGGAAUUUCUGGCCUUGCAACAUCCUUAGGACUUCACAGGCUGGGGAUUGGAAGCUUCGUGUUGGAAUCAUCUGAUAGUUUGAGGACAACAGGGUUUGCAUUCGCAAGAUGGAUAAAUGCAUGGAAGGCCUUAAAUGCCCUUGGUCUUGCCAAUUCUCUUCGCCAACAUCAUGUCACACUUGAUGGGAAUGUGACUUCCUCAAGAAUUACAGGGCUUCAAACGUUUGAGAUGUCAUUUAAGGCCAAAGGAAAACAUAUCAAUAUUCAAGCAUGCUCAAAUGAUUGA